This is a messenger RNA of Ruditapes philippinarum (Manila clam), 1080 nucleotides long. Its product is annotated as glutathione S-transferase 2-like. The transcript has 5 exons. Lineage: Eukaryota; Metazoa; Mollusca; Bivalvia; Venerida; Veneridae. The record is from RefSeq and is a predicted model, not a curated record. Gene Ontology annotation, biological process: glutathione metabolic process. Gene Ontology annotation, molecular function: glutathione transferase activity. Bases 98 to 565 code for a protein of 155 amino acids.
GGAGGGCGAGCUCUCAAGACUGAUUUUUGCCGCAGCAGGGAAGAAAUUUGAAGAUAAAAGAAUCGAGUUCUCUGACUGGCCUAAUGUAAAACAAGAAAUGCCCCAAGGUACAAUGCCAGUGUUAGAAAUAGACGGCAAAAAGGCGUCACAGAGUUUAUCUAUUGCACGUUACUUGGCACGAGAAUUCAAUUUGUAUGGUAAGACUAACGAGGACAUGCUUGUAGUCGAUCAGAUUGUAGAUACGAGUAUUGAUCUUUUCGAGGCAUUUAUAAAAGUAGUUUUUAAUAAAGAUGAAAAAGAGAAGGAAAUCAAAAUGAAAGAAUUCUAUGAGACAACUUUACCUAAGCAAUUAGGUUUUUUGGAAGCUCUUGCUAAAGAUGGAAAGGGAUUUGCUGUUGGACAAACGCUGACAUUAGCGGACCUUGCCUUGUUCACUUACAUAGAAAACUGUAGAGCCGGUGACAAGUUAGAGAAGUUCCCUGUCCUAGCAGCAAACCGUCAGAAGGUGGAACAACUACCAAAAAUCAAAGAAUAUUUAGCAUCCCGUCCAAAAACGGAGUUUUAAUAUACAAAUAAGCAAUAUUUAUAACAAUAUUUAUGACUUUAUUUAUGUGUCAAUCAAUGGAAGUGGCUGAUUAUCUUUUUUAGCGUUCUGUCUUUACAAGUUCUUCAGUAAAAUACGCAUUUCUUUAUUCAUUGUGUAGAUCUACUUGAAAUUACAAUGCAUAAAUAUGUGUUUAAAAAAGGGAAAAAUGUUGUUGUUUGGAUUGCUAUAGUUGUUAGGACAUGUUGGUCUAUAUAGUAUAGAGUGAAAUAAAGUCUGUUGCGAUGUUCGCAAUCCAGGGGACUGGACAUUGUUAAUCAAUACAACAAAGUACUUGCUUCUUACAUUUAAAACUGAAUGUCUUUUUACAUUUCACUAUUAAUGCUUGCUUUCUUGAAAAGUAUGUACUGAGUGCAUAUCUUCAUUAUAUAAAAUACACGAUGUCAGUUAUGUUAGCUGAGAUUCAUAAAGCAAUGCUUUUUAUAAUAAUGUCUUUGUUUGUGCAUUCAAAUCUAAAUAUUAACUGAUUUUUGUGU